Pteronotus mesoamericanus is the source of this 1215-nucleotide messenger RNA. RefSeq names its product polypeptide N-acetylgalactosaminyltransferase 8 (gene GALNT8). Gene Ontology annotation, cellular component: Golgi apparatus. Gene Ontology annotation, biological process: protein O-linked glycosylation. NCBI's taxonomy places the organism in Eukaryota, Metazoa, Chordata, Mammalia, Chiroptera, Mormoopidae. Gene Ontology annotation, molecular function: polypeptide N-acetylgalactosaminyltransferase activity. The record is from RefSeq and is a predicted model, not a curated record.
AUGGUCUCAUAUAGGUGUAUUCAGAAGACAUAUCCUUCACAGCUUCCAUCCCUCAGUGUCGUUCUCAUGUUCAUGAACGAAGCCUUGUCCAUUAUACAACAGGCCAUUACCAGUAUCAUCAACCUGACCCCCUCCCAACUGUUGAAGGGGAUCAUCGUGGAGGGCAAUUUGAGUUCAAAUGGAGAACUAAAAGGAAAUUUGGAUGAGAAUAUUAAGCUUUACAACCAGAAGUAUCCAGGACUACUGAAAAUAGCCCAGCAGACAAGGAGAAAAGGUCUUGCUCAAGUAUGAAACACUGACUGGAAAGUGGCCACAGCUGGCGUGGUUGCCAUCUUGGAUGCUUAUGUUGAAGUGAACAUUGGUUGGGGAGAGCCUAUCUUGGCUCAGAUUUAGGAAGACCACACUGUGAUUGUGUUGCCUGUGUUUGACACCUUUGAACUGACUAGGUACGAAUUGACGGCUGAUUGGUUUAACUGGGAACUUUGGUGCCACUAUGAUUUACUGCCAAGGGUCUGGAUUUAUCUGAAUUAUGUCAUUGCACCAGUGCAGAGUCUUUCCAUCCUGGACAUCUUGGCUGCCAACAGGCUCUUCCUGGGAAAGAUCAGAUCUGUGGAUGGAAUCUAUGGAAGAGAGAAUGUGGAACUUAGCCUGAGGAACUCUGGAAUCGAUUAUGGACACACAUCUUCCAGAAUGGCACUCCGGGAGAAACUGAAAUGUAAACCUUUUGACUGGUAUCUGAAAAAUGUUUAUCCAGCCCUGAAUCUAAUCCACAACUCUGUGGACUACAGUCAAAUGAAAAACCCAUUGGAUGAACAUAUAUGCCUGGAUCAGGGACCUAUUCCAGGCAAUACACUUGUCAUGUAUUACUGUAAUGAAUACAGCCCACAAAAUGUCUACUACUGCCUAACUGGAGAGAUGUACGUGGGACAACUGAUUGCAGAGGCAGGUAUUGAUGAUCACUGUCUGACAGACCCUGGCAGUGGGGAGAAGCCCACUUUACAGCCAUGUUCCAAGGCAGUCAAAAAUAGACUGCACAUAUUUGGGAUUUUAAACUGAUCACAUACUUUUAAAAGGGGAAGAGCCCUCAUAAACAGAACUACCAAACACUGUCUGGAAAUAAAGAAGGACACAGGUUUUUACAUGCCUGUGCCCCAGACCUAUACCACGCAAGUGUGGACAAUUCAGCAUACUGUCCAAAACUGGGGGUCCAGCUAA